Molecule: messenger RNA, 4836 nt
Organism: Xenopus tropicalis (tropical clawed frog)
Lineage: Eukaryota; Metazoa; Chordata; Amphibia; Anura; Pipidae
Gene: pcyt1b
Product: phosphate cytidylyltransferase 1B, choline
Exons: 8
Coding region: 194-1297 (367 amino acids)
Biological process (GO): CDP-choline pathway; phosphatidylcholine biosynthetic process
Molecular function (GO): catalytic activity; choline-phosphate cytidylyltransferase activity
Source: RefSeq, a predicted model, not a curated record
UGUACUGCUGCCUGGUUGUUAUAGUGAUAAGCUAGGGCCCUCUGCAUCCUUGUUACUACUUAUAGGAUUUAAACAUCAACCUUCUGUUCCUCUGGAGACAACACGGAGGGAAGAAAAAAAAAUAUCCUUUACAGGCAGAGUCAGAAGGAAGGUCCUUAGGGACUGGAAAGCCAUACGUAUUCUUUUCCUGGCCAUGCCAGUGCUCAGCAUUGAUGCUGAGUCAGAUACUGGUAUCCCAGUAUCCCUUUGUGAUGAGCUUCCCUUGAAAACCAUGGAGGAAUUAGAGCAUACAUGUCCUCAUCCUCGGUCGACUAUAAUUGCACCUGCCCCAUUUGCUGAAGAAACAACGUAUGAGUGUAAGGCCCCACAUGAGAAAUUAACCAUUGCUCAGGCUCGUAUAGGAACACCAGUUGAUCGUCCUGUCAGGGUGUAUGCAGAUGGAAUAUUCGAUCUUUUCCACUCAGGCCAUGCAAGAGCCCUUAUGCAAGCCAAAAACCUGUUUCCUAACAGCUACCUGCUUGUUGGAGUUUGCAGUGAUGAACUGACUCACAAAUACAAAGGCUUUACAGUGAUGAAUGAGACUGAACGAUAUGAGGCUCUUCGUCACUGUCGUUAUGUGGAUGAGAUUAUCACAGAUGCUCCAUGGACCCUAACACCAGAAUUCCUAGAGAAGCAUAAGAUAGAUUUUGUUGCACAUGAUGACAUCCCAUACUCUUCUGCAGGUUCAGAUGAUGUUUAUAAGCAUAUAAAAGAAGCUGGCAUGUUUGUGCCCACACAAAGGACAGAAGGCAUCUCCACAUCUGACAUAAUCACUAGAAUUGUGCGUGAUUAUGAUGUUUAUGCAAGGCGCAACUUACAAAGAGGCUACACUGCAAAAGAGCUAAAUGUUAGUUUUAUAAAUGAGAAAAAAUAUAGAUUUCAAAACCAAGUUGACAAAAUGAAAGAAAAAGUAAAAAAUGUGGAAGAAAAAUCAAAGGAAUUUGUUUAUAAAGUAGAGGAAAAGAGCCACGACCUCAUUCAGAAGUGGGAAGAGAAGUCCCGAGAGUUUAUUGGAAACUUCUUAGAGUUAUUUGGACCUGAUGGAGCCUGGAAGCAGAUGUUCCAGGAGCGCAGUGGAAGAAUGCUCCAAGAGACAAGAGACAGUCCCACUGGCAGUCCUAUAAGGGAGUGCUCGCCAUCACGCUCUCCAUCUCCCACUUUGCCAUGGAUGCAUAACAAGUCAUCACCUCCUUCUUCUCCAAAAGGCGCUUCGGCCUCUAUUAGCAGCAUGAGUGAGGGAGAUGAGGAUGAAAAGUAACCUAUAAGAACUUUCAUAGGAAACAGUUAGGUCUUUAGUUAGAAAAGGUUUCCAAAGUAUUCUUGUCACAAGACACAGGCUAUUAUAGGGAUUUUACAUGGAGAGAACAAAGGUGUCGAGAAGUAAUCAGACAUCUUAGUUUGGUCUUUAAAAUACAAAAAUUAAAGGUUUGGUCUUAGUUACAGGCAUUGGUGCCAUUGAUAGGGUCAUCUGUAAAAGAAGGACCAGUAGCAGCUCAAGUUAAUGUAUUACUGACAUCAACAGGGUCCUGCAGUAUGAAGUGAUUACAUAUAAAAGAGAGCAUAAUAUGGAGGUGGAGAAGAGAAGCUAUCUUGGAAGGUUAGCAUAUGGACAUUAGAACAGAUGCAUGCCGUGCUUAUGUGCACAGUAAACCAACAAUGUUUUCCUAUUUUCUACAAUGAGUUAUGGGAAAUUGCUGUAAGAUGACAAUUCAGUUAGCUUGUAAAAUACCAAGCAGGCUGUUUCAUUCCUAUGCAUCACCCAGCUAGCCUUCUCUUUCAACAUAAGAAUUCUGUUAAGGAGGGAUGGUGAAAAUACAGAAAAAGUGCAUUUAAUAUACCUGUUUCACUUACAUAUUUUGUUGUACUAAUUGAAUUCUAGCUUGAUUGCUCUACUGCUAGGAAAAUAUACUGUAAUGAAAUCCAUCCAUGAUACAUAAAGGAAAAUAUUUCUAAAUGACUGAAGGUCAUACUAUGCUUGAAUAGAUGUGCAGUCACUCAUGCCUUCAGCCGAGUGGCUGGAGACUAAACAUCCUGGGCCGCAGGCAUUUGCCUGUAACAGUGAUAUUUAACCAGCCUGUAGAAGAAAAUGGAAAGCUCCAAGCUUGGCAGGGCUUACAAGGCAACCCAAGGGCCUACAGGAUUAUGAACAGCUGGAGGGCUUUACAUGGGCGUCUAUUGGUUUUCUCCUGUUACUGAAAGAAAAUGAAGGUUGUUGUAUACAGAGCAAUAGGCAUAAUUUACUUGAAGGAAAAAAAAACCCCACUAUAUGGCGUAAAAAACCACUCCCUGAUAUGCCUCUGUCAUGCUUUAGCCACUGCGUGAUUUUGCUUGAAUCUAAUGCUACUUUAUAGUAAGCCUAACUCUUUUUGGGGCCCUUGAUCCAGAGGCAUUGAGAAAUAUGGCAUUUGCUUAUUCUUUAUGUGCAGUAACUUUAAUGGCCCUUUCCUGAGCAAACAGAACGUAAAUGGUAAUGCCUUAAAAAAUAUUCAAAAACGUUUUACUGUGGUUAAGAAAUGGGGCAGCUAAUGUAAGGAAAAUACAUGAAAGAGGCAGUUAAAGGGGUUUUUCACCUUUAAAUUAACCUUUAGGGCAAAGACACACAGAGCUACUUAGUAUCAGAUACUUCUUGUGGCUACUAAACACCAGAAAGUACCCUGCCAUAUACAAUACUGAGAAUUGCCUCUGCUAAAAAACAAGUACAGACAAUUAUCAGUAAAUGAUCAGCAUUGUCUAUUACAUUAUUAUAUUAUAGUAGCCGUGACAAGUAGCUGCUACUAGUAGCUCCAAGUGUCUUUACCCUUAGUAUGAUGAAGGGAGAGUGAUAGUUUGAGGCAGUUUGCAAUUGGUUUUCAGUCAAUUAUUUGUGGGUUUUCUCUCAGUUCACUUUUUGUUCAGCAGCUUUCCAGUUUGGGAUUUAAGCAGCUAUCUGGUUGCUAGGGUCUUGUUUACCUUAGCAACCAGGCAGUAAGUAUAAGUUAGUUAUAAGUAUUAUAAGUAGUUAUAAUAAGAGACUGGAAUAUAAAUAGAAGAGGGACUGAAUAGAAAGAUAAGGAAUACAAAGUACCAAUAAUAUUAAAAUUGUAAUCUUACAGAGCAAUAGUUUUUGGUUGUUGGGGUCAGUGACCCCCAUUUGAAAACUAGAAAUAUGAAGUAGAAAGGCUAAUAAUUUGAAAACUAUAAAAAAAAAAAUAUAUAUAUAUAUUUGUGCCAGUCUGUAUGGAGUCAAGUACACUCUACUUAUGAAGUUAGCGGGUUAUUUAAUAAAAGGUGCUAAAUUUGCCCAUGAGCAGCAACCAAUCAGCAGGUAGCAUUUACUUGUCACCUGUUUAAAAGCAAAGAGCCAUCUUGUUGGUUGCUAUGAAUUACUGCACCUGGGUAAACUUAGCCUCUUUUAUUACAUAUGGGGGUUAGUGUGAAUGUAGCCUGUUUGUAAUCCUUAUAUAAUCAUGCACACCUAUCAGAUUGUUGCCCCAGGAAAGGCUGAGUGCACAACACAAGCUUGGGACUAGCAGGUGGGCUGGAGUCCUCCAUGAUACCAGUUGAUGAAGGUUAAAACAAAUCCACAGGGCCCUAUUUAAACCACAACACCCUUUUUUGCCAGUAUAAUGUUAUGUAAAGAACUCAACCAAUUUUUCACAGUGAGCAUUUGACCAUGGUUUGUUAUUUAUUAGUACAUCUAGGAGUGAAGCCAUUAUGUAUUACACAUGAAUGAUCUUUUCACUGGGACACAGAAGGCAAUACAUCUGCAUAAAUCUAGGUAUAGGGUUAAUUGUCACAUUCAUUGUUAAAAUAAACUGAGUUAGCUCUUUUUGGUGUGAUCAGUGAGGCCAUUAACAAGGAAUAAAAAGUGCAAGUAAUGGGAUCUGUAAUGCAGAAACCCAUUAUGCAGAAAGGAUACAGGAGGCCCAUCUCCCCCAGAGUCCAUUUUAAUCAAAUAAUUAACUAUGUUUUUAAUUUCCCUUUUCUCUGUAAUAAUAAAACAGUACCUUGUGCUUGACCCCAACUUUGAUGUAAUGAAUCCUUAUUGGAGGCAAUAGACUUGAAGUAUGGUGAUCCAAAUUACAGAAUGACCCGUUAUCUGGAAAACCUUAGGUCCCAUGCAUUCUAGAUAACAGGUCACAGGUUUCCCUGAAGAUAAAACCCUGCUCCCCACACUUACCUAAGGCUAGAUGUACCGAACGGUUUGAAUAUUUCCUGGGUUUUCCUACAUUCAUGCUAGAAAUCAUCAAUGACAGUUGAUUUAUUUUGCAGAUAUUAAAUUCACUAUUAAUGUAUACUUAUUGAAAUCUACUACAACAGCUGUAUUUUAUAUAGUGGGUUUAGCAUAUUUUUUAAAUAGUGGAACGGGGCUUGCAAUGGUCUGCCAGACAUUAGGCCACUCUAUUUAUAUGGGCGUAUUUAUUACUGGCUGAAAAUGAUAAAUAAAUAUAGAAGAGUGAAUAGGGAGUGUGGAAUUUCCCACAGGUAAGGUGUGGGGAGCCUUGUUUCACCCUCUAAUAAAUAUGCCCCUUAGCGUCAGUUUAGUUACAUAUUCUUGCAAAGUCUUGUGUCUUGAUUAACCAAAACGAAUCCGCAGAAACUGAAUGGGAAAUAGAUAGUGCUAAACCAGUGCCUUCUGUAUUCCAGCUUCAAAUGUGCCCACUUUGUUUCAAAUCAAUAUCGGGAGCCUUUACUAUGAACCCUGUGUUGUUUUAGACUUUUCUAAAGUGAAGGGUGGCAGGAUCCAGAAUGUCUAUAUGUAAUUCCUGGAAGAAAAGUCCUUUUUUUUCUAACAAUAAAUACAAGUGACUCGAAAAC